Molecule: messenger RNA, 1734 nt
Organism: Pogonomyrmex barbatus (red harvester ant)
Lineage: Eukaryota; Metazoa; Arthropoda; Insecta; Hymenoptera; Formicidae
Product: lipid storage droplets surface-binding protein 2-like
Source: RefSeq, a predicted model, not a curated record
UCAACCGAGCAGUUUUGCUUUAUCGCAUCACGUCGAUCGGGGCCACCUGUCAAUUCAUGGCCGUGGCAUUGAUCUUGGAGGUUCAGAUUGUAUAUUUCUAUAACUGUACACUUGCUCGCACAUUCCCAUCGAUCGGACGCGCGAACAAUGAGACGUAGUAAUCCGCGCGCAUUCCUACGGCGCUCGCCGAUGCUUUGUGCUCCAAUCACGUCCUGAUAUUAGCUCUCGCUCAGUGUAUUUAAACGUACAUUUUCUUCUCCUCCGAACGCCGUGCGCAUCUCGCUUGAAUUGCAAUUCAUGUAUAAGCGGAAUGUGCUAAUGGAUAUUCUGAAUUGAUUAUACAGUGAAGAGGUUAUUUAUUUUAUCUAUGAGAAAGAGAUUUCGAUUUAAUCACAGCCAUGGAUACGGAUCAAUUUUACCGAAUUCAAGCUGUCGAUCGUGCACGUAAAAUACCUAGUGUGAAUUACUUAUGGGAUAAAUCCACAGAAGUGUACGAACGUGUAAAAGGCACAAACACGUUUGUAAAUUGGGCCUUUGACACCGUUGAAAGUGUAGUAAAUACAAUGAUAGAGAAGUCUCUGCCAGUCGCUAAAUUGAUGGAAAAACCAAUUUAUACGUUAGAUAAGACUCUAUGUCAGGGUAUCGAUUUUGUUGAAAUAAAUCUGCCAAUAAUUAAAGAAGAACCCAAACAGAUAUUGAAUCGUACGAAAUCUAUAGUAUCUGAACGUCUCCGUCCUGCGGUUAAAACUUUUACAGAUUUAAAGCAGGAAACAAAGCAGAGAGUAAGGGUUAUGACUUUACAUACAUAUUACAAGGUUCAUUACUUACGAAUCUAUAGUUGGCAACAAGCCGACAAGGUCAUGUCAACUGAAACUGGUAUCAAUAUUUUAAAGACUGUUGAUAAUACUACUGAUUUUGCGGAAGUCAUGUUAGACAAGUAUCUACCUCCGCCAGAGGAAGAAAUUCAUACUGAUACAGAACGAAUGUGUAGCGAACAUGUUAAGUUGCAUCAUACAAUGGAAAGACUAAGCGAAUUCAGCACUCGAGCAUCAAGACGUAUUUACUAUGCGUUAAUGGAGAGGGUGCAACAUAUGUAUAAAAUAGAAAUACUUAUUUUGGUAUUACAUGCGCUCAUAGUCAUCCAGGCAAUCAAGUUCUUGGAUACGGUAAUGAGUUUUAUAUUUAAAUUAUUCAGCGAUUGUCUUUUUUCGUCUUAGGGACACGCUCUAGUCUGUUUUAAUCGCGUAUGCAACAGCAUUUAAGAAAUCAGACUAUUUUUUAUCAUUUUUACACGAAAAUUACGACAUCAGUAUAUUUUACUUGCAAACUGCGAAUUUUACUUAAUACGGACGUUGUGAAACGUGUGACCAUUCGCAGAAUAAUUUCACGGUCCAAAAUAGAUUAAAAAAAAGCUGCGCUCUCAGCCAUGAUAUAUGGCAACGUUUCUCAUGAUAUUUCGCAUUUGCACAUUUCCGACUUCUUAAAUAAUCUUCCAACCACCGUUGGAAGAUUUAAAAGAAGAGUAAUCUGAUUAUUUUUUAUAGAAUAAAGUAAAUGUCCCUAUAUUAAAGAAUUUUGUAGAUUUUUUUUUUAAAUAUGCAGGAUGUUCUAAUGCUCUUUUUCUUUCAAACAUUGCAAACAUCGGAAACAUUGAAACUAAUUUUCAAGCAUAACUAAAAUUUAAAUAAUUCCGUUUGUUCAAGAAAUUGAGAUUUUGAGUCAUAAAUAAAAAAA